Rhinichthys klamathensis goyatoka is the source of this 903-nucleotide messenger RNA. RefSeq names its product peroxiredoxin 5 (gene prdx5). Gene Ontology annotation, molecular function: thioredoxin peroxidase activity. The record is from RefSeq and is a predicted model, not a curated record. NCBI's taxonomy places the organism in Eukaryota, Metazoa, Chordata, Actinopteri, Cypriniformes, Leuciscidae. The coding region runs from base 67 to 636 and encodes 189 amino acids. Gene Ontology annotation, biological process: hydrogen peroxide catabolic process; cell redox homeostasis; cellular response to oxidative stress. Gene Ontology annotation, cellular component: mitochondrion; peroxisome; cytoplasm. The transcript is spliced from 6 exons.
GCUGGAUGAGUGUUGUGUUCCUGGAGGCGCUGCUGGGUCGGUCUAUGCGGUAGCCUAUAUAAAGCGAUGAUUUCCACUACACUACUACAGAAAGGCGUCCGAGCCGCUCACAGUAUUAGACUGCUGCACUCCACACGCAUCUCCAGCAUGCCGAUCCAGGUUGGUCAACAUCUUCCCGCUGUGGAGGUCCAGGAGGGAGACCCGGGGAAUAGCAUCUCAAUGGCUAAAAUCUUUAAAGGCAAAAAAGGAGUGCUUUUUGGCGUGCCAGGAGCGUUCACUCCUGGAUGUUCAAAGACUCAUCUCCCAGGGUUCAUACAGAUGGCUGGGGAUUUGAGGGCCAGAGGCGUGGGUGAGAUCGCAUGCGUGUCUGUUAAUGAUGUGUUUGUUAUGACCGCCUGGGGAAAGGAGAACGGAGCAGACGGCAAGGUGCGGAUGCUGGCUGAUCCCACAGGAGCGUUCACAAAGGCUGUGGAUCUCUUCCUGAACAAUGAUCACUUGUUCCAGGUGCUUGGAAAUUUGAGGUCUCAAAGGUAUGUCAUGCUGAUUGAAGAUGGAGUGGUCAAGAAGCUAAAUGUGGAGCCUGAUGGGACGGGCCUGACCUGCAGCUUGGCCUCAAAUUUCCUCACUGAGAUUUAAGUUAACAGCUUACACUGUAUAAUCGGUCACCCUCCUGUUAUCGACCCGAUUGCCCAUUUAUCAUUCCAAAAACAGUGUAAUGGAAAUUUCCAACAAUCAACACUAUUGUAUAUGCUGUAGGGAAACCUAUGCAAGGAACUAACUUGUUUACUUGGAGCACACAAGUUUGGCUGUAUCACGCACAAAUGCCUGGUUCUGAUGGUUAUGUGGUAUAACAUGUAAAGGUUUACCCAGGCUGCAAUAAAUGUUUUCCUCAUGAUACACGCA